Messenger RNA from Mercurialis annua (annual mercury), 2217 nucleotides. Its product is annotated as zinc finger BED domain-containing protein RICESLEEPER 2-like. Gene Ontology annotation, molecular function: protein dimerization activity; DNA binding. The record is from RefSeq and is a predicted model, not a curated record. Bases 1 to 2217 code for a protein of 738 amino acids. The transcript is spliced from 2 exons. Lineage: Eukaryota; Viridiplantae; Streptophyta; Magnoliopsida; Malpighiales; Euphorbiaceae.
AUGGCUGAUUCUGGGCAACAUGGGGUUGCUGCCACUGCUUCUGACGAUCCCCUGUAUGGCCUGCUUGAUCCAUUGCCAUUCAUUAGAGAGGAGCAGGAGCAGCAACCUCUUGGUCCUGGUGAUAAUACUUCACCUCAUCCCAAUCAGCAGCAGGAGAAGGAUGCAACUGAGACUGCCACUGCCACUGGCAAUAAGCCAGUGGAUAAAAAGAGGAAGCAGAUAGUGGUAAGAUCUAAGGUUUGGGAUCACUUUGAACGUAUUGUUGAUGAAAAUUCUGGGAAAUUGCUUAUGGCUAAGUGUUUGUAUUGUGCUAGAGUCUAUCAUUCUGACACUAAAUUGAAUGGAACUUCAACACUUAGAGCACAUAGCAUUGCAUGUUUAAAAAACCCACACAGUAAAGACACUAGACAAGCCCUACUUACUUUGCAACCUGUUGUGAAAUGUGAAGAGGGGAAUGAGGGUCAGGGGCAGUUAGGAACCUGGAAAUUUUCACAGGAAGCUGUUAGAAACGCUGUUGCUUACAUGAUAAUAGUUGAUGAACUCCCUUUUAGAUUUGUAGAGGGAAUGGGGUUUAAAAGAUUGAUGAAUGUUGCAUGCCCUAGGUUUAACAUCCCAUCUAGAUGGACUGUUAAUAGAGAUUGUUACCAAAUGUAUUUAGAUGAGAAGUUGAAGUUGAAAACAAUUUUAAAAAACCAAAGUCAAAGAGUCUCUAUAACCACUGACACUUGGACUAGCAUUCAAAGAGUCAAUUACAUGUGUGUCACAUGUCAUUGGAUUGACAAUGAGUGGAAGCUGCAUAAGAGAAUUCUGUCCCUUGUCCCUGUUUGUGGUCAUAAAGGUGAUUAUAUUAGUAAGACUUUGGAAAAUUGUUUGCUUGCUUGGGGUUUGAAAAACAUUUUCACUGUGACAAUGGAUAAUGCUGGAAAUAAUAAUACUGCAAUUGCUGCUUUUAAGAAGAAAAUGAUUUCAUGGGGCACUGAUGUAUCUAAAUGUCAGUAUUUGCAUAUGAGAUGUAUUGCACAUGUAAUUAAUCUGGUGGUUUCUGAUGGCUUAAAAGAAAUGAAUGCAUCUGUUAAAAAGAUUAGGGAUUGCAUUAGAUAUAUUAGAAACAGUCCCUCUAGGCUUAAACAAUUCAAUGAUCUUGCCCAUGAGGCUAAACUUGGUACUAAAAAGUCUCUAUGUCUUGAUGUUGCCACUAGAUGGAAUUCCACAUAUUUGAUGCUAGACACUGCUUGUUUGUUUAAGUCUGUGUUUGAUUCUUAUGAGGAGGUGAAUGAAUCUUUUAGGAAUGACAUGAUUGAAAAUAUUCCUAAUAUUCUUGAUUGGCAAACUGCAAAAAAAUUUGCUACUUGUUUGUCUUACUUUUACAUCACCACUCUUCGCAUAUCUGGCUCAUUAUAUGUGACCUCAAACGUGCAUUUUUUGGAGAUAUGUGAUUUGUCAAUUAUGUUGGAUGAAAUGAUUGCUAGUGAGGAUGUAGAGAUAAAACAUAUGGGUAAAAAAAUGAGAGAAAAGUUCAAUAAGUAUUGGGGUGAUCCCCUUAAGAUAAACAAACUGAUUUUCUUCUCUUAUGUACUUGACCCAACUUCCAAGUUCAAUGAUUUGCUGUUUUCCCUUAGCAAUUUGUUUGGCCAAGAUCAUGGUAAAGUUGUAUUUGAAAAUGUUAAAUCUGAAUUGAAUGCCUUGUUUGAUGAGUACCAAAAUGCAUACUUGUCUGGUGUUAGUGGGUCUGGCUUUCAAUUUAGUUCUAGUCAGCCAAUAGAGGGACUUGUUUCUAAUCAAAUGCCAAUUCUGACUAUGCCCCCACCUGCUAAGAGGCAUACUUCUUUAAUGAAAGCCAAAUUUGCUGAGCAUAAUAAGGGGCAUGCUGAAACUGGGCCAAGGAAAUCUGAGCUGGAAACUUAUUUGAAUGAGGCCCCUGUUGAGAGUGAUGAGGAUUUUAAUAUCCUUAAGUGGUGGAAGCUUAAUGCUGGAAGAUUUCCAAUCCUUUCGAGGAUGGCUCGAGAUAUCCUUGCUGUCCCAAUUUCUACAGUAGCCUCUGAAUCUGCAUUCAGCACUUCUGGCAGAGUGCUUGACUGUUUUAGGAGUUCAUUAACUCCAAGAAUUGUGGAAGCCUUAGUAUGCACUCAGGACUGGCUCAGAGCUGAAAAUAUUCCUCUUGUCAUUGAAGAAUGUCUUGAUGAGCUUGAGCCUUUUGAACAAGAUUUGCCAAAAUGA